AUUAUAGACCACCUAAAGAAGCUUCAGCCAACAGCCAAGAAUGUUGAAUGAGAAUAAUUUUUUUUCUUCUUAACCGUGUCUGACCUUUUGUUUAUUCAAGAUCAGCACGUAGAAUAUAGACACAACAGCCAAACUACACUUUUCCCCUCCUAUAUAUUUCAUUUUUUCUGGCUUUGCGGAGUACUUACGCAGCAUCUAUUUUUCUUUUUCCCUCCCUCAAUUCCACUUUACUUGGAAAGCUUUUAUUUUAUUCAAAGAAAGCAAUUCAUCAUAAAAAAAUAAAAAAAAGCACCAUGGCAGAAUUGACAGAAGAACAAGUUGCUGAAUUCCGUGAAGCUUUUUCUCUGAUCGACAAGGAUUCUGAUGGUAUUAUAACUAUAGAAGAGCUAGCGUCGGUGAUGAAAUCACUGCAUGAACGUCCGACCAAGGAGGAAGUCCGGGAAAUGAUAUGUGAAGUUGAUGUCAAUGGAAAUGGGAGGAUUGACUUUGAAGAUUUCUUGGCAAUAAUGGCCAAGAAAAUGAAGGUAUUCCUAAAUCCUAAUAAAUUAAAUUCCUUCUUAACCACGCAAAACGGGAAUAUAUAUAUAUAUAUAUAUAUAUAUAUUGGAAAAAUGAAUUAAGGUUCAUGAAUUUUCAACUUAAAAAUUUUCUCUAUUCAACGAAUCAUAGCUAGCUAGCUGGAGCUCACUGUAGAAAAUAAAUUAUUCUAAUCCCUUAUAAUUUAUAUAUUCAAAUUUGUGUAUGUGUUUUUUCUUGGCAUUUUUAAGAAAGUAAACUCCUUUAUGAAUUGACUUGAAUUGGUGAUAGCGAUGGACUAACUACUUCCGGGAAAAAAAAAGUUGCAUAAUGUAAAUUUGAUUCAAGAAGGGCAUUGAUUUCUUAUUAUAUGUAUUAAAUUCACAGGAGAACGUGACCGAAGAGUUGAAAGAAGCUUUUAAAGUCUUUGACCGAGAUCAAGAUGGCUUCAUUUCACCAAUUGAGGUACUUAAAUGUUUUCCUUCCGUACUAAAAUAAAAGUAUUACUCCCUCUGUCUCAAAAUUAUUGUCCAGUUUGAGAUUUCACGUUUAGUAUAAUUUGAACUGGAAAUGAAAACUCAAACUGGACAAUAAUUAUGGAACGGAAGGAGUAUUAUAUUUCUCAAACAUUACCUUUGACUAACCAAAAUACAUACCGAACAAAUUGUGUAGUUACGGAAUGUGAUGAUAAACUUGGGGGAAAGACUAACAGAUGAAGAAGCUGAACAAAUGAUCAGAGAAGCUGAUUUGGAUGGAGACGGUGUUGUGAGUUACGACGAAUUUGUAAGGAUGAUGUUGGCUUCAUCCAAUGCUUUCUUUUAAUAACUAAUUAAUGACAACCAUCAUGUUUAUUAAAUGUGUAACUAUCAUUAUGGCCAGCCAUAUUUUAAUUUUUGCGUUACGCGGUUCAUGAUGUGAGGCGUUUGAAAAACUGGAUAGUCUAUAAUUGUAUAAACAAAAUAAAGUUCCCCGGGUUGAAUUUUAUAUUAGCUAAUCACAAAAAAUGACAUUGACAUUUCAUCCACUUUGCAAUAGAGUCAAACUUCUUCAUUUAUCUUCAUUACUAAACAAUAUUGCAGAGUGAAUAGAGUCAAACUGUAUAUAUAUAUAUAUAUAUAUAG
Messenger RNA from Oldenlandia corymbosa var. corymbosa, 1637 nucleotides. NCBI's taxonomy places the organism in Eukaryota, Viridiplantae, Streptophyta, Magnoliopsida, Gentianales, Rubiaceae. The record is from the annotation of a GenBank genome assembly.